AUGUCUCCACUCGAGGGCGGCCGGGCCGGCAUUGUCAUCUUGGCCCACGAUCGCCCAGACUGUCUUGCACGGUGCCUGGAGUCCUUAGCUCAGCAGCCGGACCUUGGCCUGGUGGCCUCCGUGGUCUCCCUGGAUCACAAAGAGUCCUUCCAAACGAUGGAGGCUGUGGUUGACAAGUAUUCCAAGUUUAACAUCAACGUUUGGCGCAAGCCGGACGACCCAAGUCUCAAGGUUGCGGUAGCAAAGAUCGCCGCGCAUUUCAAGUUUGCCCUUUCGCAAAGUUUCGAAGUGGCUGGAUUUGAAUUUGCUAUCUUUGUUGAGAAUGAUCUCACAUUGGCACCAGACUUUCUCUGGUACUUCCGGCUCACGGCACCACUACUGGAACGUGACCCUUCAAUUUGGUGUGUCUCUGCUUGGAACGACAAUGGUUUUCUUGAGCUCGCGCCCGAUGAGCAUCGUCUGUUCAGAACAGACUAUUUUCCGGGCUUGGGUUGGAUGAUUCGUAACAGCACGUGGCCGCUGUUGCGUGAAUCCUGGCCCCGAUUUCCAAGCACGGGCUGGGAUCACUGGAUACGGCACGGCUCUGCAGUCUCGACAUUCUCGAAGCGAGACUGCAUAGCGCCAGAAGCCCCGCGCACACGGCACGUGGACACCAAAGGCACAAACGUCAAGGCAGGGACUCCCAUUCUCAAGCUUUUGGAGAAGAUGGCAACCAGCAAACUGCCUCAUGGCGAGCUGCACGAUGUCACAUAUUUAUUGAGGGAUGAAUAUGAGGCCACCGUCCACCGAAUUCUGCAGGAUGGAGAGGUGGUGCAGUCUGUGAACACCCUUUCUGCAUUGUCUACCGGCAGAAAGUCUGGACGAUACCAGCUCAUUCCGUAUGUUCGUGAGGAGUUCUCCUCCCUGGCAAAGAAGCUUCAGUUAUAUCCUGGACAACCCAGAGGAGGUUGGCGAGGCAUAAUCUUCAGCCGACAUCCACAGUCACAUUUGCCACUGGCCUUGAUCGAUCGGCGCCAGGGUGAGGGCAUUCUCCCGGAGAAGGACCUCUGGCGUGCAGAGCCAGGCAACAUCCUUAUGAAGGCCAAGCCGGGCAAGUCCUGCGACAGCGCUUGCGGUGCGGUCGGCCUCAAAUGUGACAUCCGGCAGAUGGAGUAUGCCAACAAUUGCAAGGCAUUAAAGCAACAUUUCCCAUGCGAGAAUGGCUGCGGGCAUCAGGUUGGGGCCGAGAUACCCUGCUAUGUGCAUGAGAAGACGCGUGACACAGCCUUACAGUGCUUGGUCACUGACGAGUCAGCGCCUAAUUGUAGCGCUCAGCAUCCAGCAACUACUCGUUUGUGCACAUGCAGCCCAGCACAAAAAAGGCAUGCCGGAUAUUUAUCGAGAUAA
Symbiodinium natans is the source of this 1386-nucleotide messenger RNA. The record is from the annotation of a GenBank genome assembly. NCBI's taxonomy places the organism in Eukaryota, Dinophyceae, Suessiales, Symbiodiniaceae.